AUUAAAAAUUAUCAUUGUAGAGGAUGGAGAUGAUUAUAGAUAUCAUAUUGAACAAGGUUUAAGUUUGAACCUUUGGAAAAUGUAGGAUUAUUUUUCACUCUGUAGAUUAUACAACUUUAAAUAUCCAUAGGAAAGAAAUGUUAAGAACAUAAACCAGUUUUUUUUAAUAAUUAUUUAUGGUAAGUCUUCUCCUCCCUCUGCCCCCAACAGAGAUAGUCAGUGCACAUCUUUCUAUGAAUUUAAUGCCCCAGUAAAGUGAGAAAGUGGAAGAUAUUUUAGUAUGUAGAAAUUUUUGUAGAACACAUGAGAGCUGUGAUGAGAGGAUGGUGAAGAAGAGACUGAGGGAAGACCUCACUGUGGUCUUCAACAUCCUCAUGAGGGGAAGCAAAGGGGCAGGCACUGAUGCCCUCUCUGAUGACCAGUGAUGGCAUUUGAGGAAACUGCAUGAAGCUGAGUCGGGACAUUUAGGUUGGAUAUCAGGAAAAGUUUUUCACCCAGAGAGUGUUUGAGCACUGGAACAGGCUCCCUAGGGAAAUGGUCACAACACCACGCCUGACAGAGUUUGAGAAGCAUUUGGACAAUACCUUUGGGCAUGUGGUGUGACUCUUGGGGUGUCUAUGCAGGGCCAGGAGUUGGAUUUGAUGGUCCUGGUGGCCCCCUUCCAAAUCAGCAUGUUCUGUGAUUCUGUGAUUAGAGUAUGGAAGUAUGGGGUGAAGGAGUUUAAAUUUAAUCUUCAUUUUGAGGCUGGUGAGGCACUGGAACAGGUUGAGAAGUUGUGGCUCCCCCAUCCCUGGAGGUUUUCAAGGCCAGGGUGGAUGGGGCUCUGAGCAACCUGAUCUAGUGGGAGGUGUCCAUGGCAGCGGGUUUGAAACUAGGUGAUCUUUACCCUUUCAACCCAAGCCAUUCUAUGAUACCAUGAUAAAUGCAAUUUAUUUCAACUUGAGAUUGGAUUUUUGUCAGAUGUAAAUGGUUGCUCUCAAAGAGGAAGCCAUAGUAAUUACUUAAAUGUGAUAAAACUUAUUUUCAUAAACAAGUGUUUCCAAGAUGUAAAAUAAAAUAUCCCCUGGGAAAUCUGAUUCAGUCAAUUCCAGUCUAAUUCUAGUCUAGAAUUGGAGUAACUGAAAAAUCAUGUUUGCUCAUAGGAAAAGUAUACUUCAUAUGAGGCAAUUCUACUAACCUUUUCUACAAUGUGCCCACUCAAAAUGUUGGACCAUCUAUAGCUCUGUAGUUGACUGGUAUUUUUAAGUGUGAGUCAUCCUGUUGUUAAUCAGAGACUAAAAUUGAAAUUAAUUAAAGGUCUAUUUUCUCUAACAAAGUACAUUUAUUAAAUAUUUUGUCUACACAGUAAUUGUAGUAUGAUGAACUUCUUUAUGGGGAUCUUUUUGUCUUGUUACAAUAGUAAUACAGUGUAUGACAACUUCUCUAUAUCUCUGAUUACCUGAGAAGGGUUUUUAUCUUCUUGUCAACUCUCUCUGACUUUUGGUUAGAAUUUAGACUUAAUUUAUUCUGUGUAUUUAAGAAAUGUUAUUAACCUUGAUGUAACUUUUGCUGUGCUGGUGUUGAGCCAAUUGAUUGCUCAUUUUUUGAGUCUAUCUGCAUGCUUAUGGGUUCUGCUACAGCAUAUUUUUACUGCCACGGUUGCUGAUGUUGCUUCAUCAUGAUGCCCAGGCGCUGGUGUAGCAGAGAUUGCUUUGCAUUUUCAUUUCCUUUAACCCCAGUGUACAGAGAGGGAUUCUGGACCUUUCUACUUGUAGCAACUGCUAUGUAUGCUUGCCAAUUAUAAUAAGUAUAGCACCUGUUCUGGUUUGGUUGAAAUAUUUUCAUAAAGGUGCCAUAUCAUGUGCACCUGUGAUACUCUUUCCUGAGUUUAUUGUACCCUGUACAUAGAAACAUCAUGGAAAGAGCACCUAUGCCCAGUGUUUCAACAGUGUGGUAGGAACAGCUUCUACUUUGGUCACUUAUUGAUUGAUGUUGAGAUUUGGGGCACUGGGAUUUAUCCUGUUAUUUCCAGUUGAGUUACUUGGUAUUGACUGGACUGUAAUUGCAAAUUAAAAUCUUAAUGUCCUUUAUUGCUACAUAAUAUUUUUUUAUUUAAAAAGUGUUGAGAGAAUGCUUUAUGCAGCAUUGAAUAUUUUGGUCUGCCUCUAAACUCUUAUGGUUUAGUAGGAUAUAUUCUUCAGACUUUAGAUAUUAGCUAUGAAUAUGGAACCUGUGCUUUCUGAAAUCAGGCAAACAGGUUUUUUAUUAAUAGACAAAAACCUUUUUUUAGAAUAUUGUGAAGUAAGAUCUAUAUUCUGGAGGAGAAUGGCAAGAAAGUUACACUAUGUUCCUAAUUCUAAUAAUUUAGAAAAAGCAAGAGUCAAUUAAAAAGUAAUAAUGUUUUGAGAGAGAUAUAAAAAUAUAUUGAUAUCUAGGAAGAUUUUACCUAAUUUGAGCUACUUGGGUAUUCUUUUUUCUAAGAAUUAGAAGAAUGAAUCAAGCUUAAUUUUAGAGUUGGUAAAAAGAAAGAGGCAUUUCUAGAGGAUGAUAAAGGAGAAUAGCAGAUUUAUUCAGAAUGACGUGAGUGAUGAUCUGGAAGUGCUGGAUCUCAAGUGGCCAUGAAGGCCAGAGUCAUGUGCUUCAAACUUAGCUGUUAUUACUAUAUAAUUUUUACCCUUAUUUUUGUUCUGGAGGAAUUUGUAGACAAAAAUUCCAGAAUUUCUAACCCUAAAGUCAUUUAUGAGGAACUCAUUGCCAUGUGAAACUUACCAGGAUGGACCUGCUGCUGGCCGAGGCUGAACCAAGCAGGGGAUGAUAUUAGCGCCUCUGUAAUCUGUUAAGAAGGGGGAAAAAAGUUAUUGUACAGAUAUAAUUGUGGCCAGAGAAGAGCAGGUUGAGAAUAUGGGAGAGGAACAACUGUACAGACACGAAGGUCCGUGCAGAAGGAGGGACUGGAGGUGCUCCAAGUGCUGGAGCUGACGUUCCCCUGCAGCCCAUGGUGAAGACCACGGUGGGGCAGCUGCGCCCCUGCAGCCCAUGGAGGUCCACGAGGAUGCAGACAUCCACUUGCAGCCCCUGGGAGAUACCCUAGCCAGAGCAGGUGGAUGCCUGAAAGAGGACUGUGAAACCCUGAGAAACCUGUGCUGGAGUUAGAUCCUGACAGACAUCUGCAGACCUGUGGAGAGAGAAGCCCAUGCUGGGGCAGGUUUCCUGGUAGGACUUGUGACACUGUGGGAAAUCCAGGCUGGAGCAGCCCAUCCUUGAAGGACUGCACCCCGUGGAAGAAUGACCCACAUGGCAGCAGUUUGUGGAGAAAUGUUUUCUGUGAGAUGGACUCACACUGGAGAAGUUCUUGGAGAACUGUUUCCCCUUGGAGGGACCCCACGGUGCAGCAGGGGAAGGACUCCCCUCCCUGAGCAGUGGGAGAAGCUGUUGGUGAUGAACUGACCAUAACCCCCAUUCUUUGUCUCCGUGCACUGCUGGGGAAGAAGGGAGAGCUGAGAAGGAGGAAGAGGGGAAGAGAAGUUGUUUUUAACACUGUCUUGUUCUGAUUUUGUUAGUAAUGAAUUCUGUUAACAUCUGCAAUUUGACUCCAUUUUGCCCAUGACGGUAUUUGCUGAGUGAUCUCUCCUGUUCCUUAUCUCAACUCAGGAACACUUCAUUAUAUUUUGUCUCCCCUGUCCAUUUGUGGAAGGGACUGAGAAAACAGCUUUGGUGGGUGCCUGGUAUCCAGCCAACAUCAGUCCACUACAGUUUUUUUUUCCAGGUCUCCAAAAAUAUGUUCAAUUCUAUGCAGGGCUCUAUCAGAAUGAAUGAAAUGUUUUUACUUUUUUUGCAACUAUUGUAAAACAACUUCUACAAGAGACUGGAUGUUUGUUUUCUAUGGAGAGUUUGUAUAGUUUUCUGCACUUUUGUUCUGUGUCUACUUUGCUAAAUUGUAGUGUUUUCUUAAACAGUAUAUUUUCUUAGAAAUUGAUACUUAUGUCCUUUUACUGGAAAGAAAUGUUUGUUGAUGCUUUAGAAGGAUAACUAAAUGUGUGUCAUUUUACAGACUGGGGCAAUUGGAGUCACUUGUGUGAGGAAGAGUGGACAGAGAAGGCCAGAAGUUUCAUUACCAAAUCUUUAAGAUUAUAGUUUGGAGUAAAAUCUUUUGCUUUCCUAAGACAAGCUGGAGACCUGAGCUUCAGUAAAAUACUUAAAGCCUUCUAGGGUACCAACAGGCAUUCCAUUCUUCCUGUUGGUAUAGGCAGUCUCACAAUUCCAGCUGUGCAGAAACUUUGAAGUUUAAAUCCUAAGAGUAACUCCUGGUUUGGAAGUUACAUUUGUACACCAAAAUUUUGUGGGUUUUCUAUUUAUGAAAAAAAAUCCCUUAGGUAAUUGGAUACAAAGACUCUGUACAUGGAGUUCAACUGCAAGAUUAGACACUUGAAAAUUAGGAGUUUUAAUUUGUUUUCUGCUCCUGAAGUACCUCUUCUUUCAAAAUGUCGUAAGGAAUAUAGUAGUUAUCUCCAUACUCUAAAAGAGUACUAUAAAGAACAGUAAACAUUUAUUUUUAUGUGUUCUUUUUAAAGCAAGAAACAUCAUUUUAGGCAAACUUUUCCAUAUUGAUGUGCUGUGAUUUGCCAUUUGUCUCAAUCUAUUGCACUGAGACAAGGCAGUUGAGUUAAUAUGUGUAACUGUGAUAGCUCUAGCAAGCUAAGUCAUUUCCAAUUAAAAGAUUCCUCUGCUUUUUUCCCCUCUGGGAGCAAAAUGAAAUGUUACUGCAUGACUUCAUUAGUAGGCAUUUACAGUGUUGGCAGGUGAUUAUAUAACCUCAGAUUUUCUUCUACAAAAUGCACUGGCUUUCUAGUCAGAAAAACUCUUCUUCCCUGCUUUUCAUUUGAGUGGGUUUUUAGUUGCAGGACUUUGAUCGUUCUCAAAAAGAUGCAGAUUUUCCAUCUAAUUUGGAUGAACAAUUAUAUCAAUUAUCUGGAAUAGAUUUUAAAAUGUCAAUAAUAUUCUGAUUCUGUUUCCACAAGGAGCAUGCUCAAUUGCCUAGGAGAAUUUUUCUUAUCUCAAAUAAACUAGUGAUAAUAAUUUUGCACACAGACUUUGUACUAUUAACUGCCACAGUUGAUUCUUAAGCAGUUUCUUCUCAGGGGUUUUCUGUGCUCUCUUUCCUGCCUGUUGUGAGAUAGUUUCUUCCUUUGUCCACAAUAUUGCUGAUUGUUCAUAUUUUACAGUAUAUUACAUCAUUUCAUGAUAAGGUUAGGGAAUUAAUUUUUAUAAACCAAUCCCAGAGGAUUGAAAGGGUGAUUGUUGCAAACAGCUUUCAAAGUCUUGUUAUAAUAAUCAUAAAGAGGAAAAAUGAUAUGUCUGAUAUGUCUUAGAUAUAGAUCUAAAGACCUAGUUCUGAGAAACCAGGCUUACCUGCUGCUUUUGCAGUAUAAUGUGAUUUUGUCUUUCAGCAUUUUACAAUUGCUAUAUGUCAACAAAAAUAACACUAUCUUCCUUUCUAUCAUACCCUGAAAGUGAUGCUGCUUAGAAAUUGUCUUUCCAGAUAACGUUUAAAAAUGUAAGCUCUUCCCAUUGGACCAAAUCAGCUCUGUUCUUCCAAACAAAUAGCAGUUCUGCUUGCAGUCCUUCCCUAGCCCCAGGCCACAUAUGGAUAGGUAUGGUUGCUUCUGAACUUCCUUUCUGGAAAACAGGAUAAGGAGCAAUGGCCAUAAGUUUAAAUAAGAGAAGUUCCACCUCAGUCUGAGGAAAAAUUUACAUUGCGGGUAGCAUCACACUGGAAUGGGCUGUCCAGGGAGGUCUUGGAUCUGUCUGGUUUUGUGAACAUGUUACUUAUAUAACACCUGUUGAGAGUGAGAACUCAGUACUGCUUGCUUCUCAUUAGAAAGAAAGGAACUGGUUUAAAAUAGAAGGAGGCCUGGAAAAAAAGUGGAAUUAAUUUACUAGGACAUUAUAAAAGUUUAAAUACAAAUUAGAAUGCUACUACUAAUUAUUCAAUAAUCCAGUUACAGUUGAGUGUCACGAAAGCUCCACAUUCCUUCACUUCUCAAAAUAUUUUUUGAUAUAGGCACUUCAAUUGUUUUACUAAAUUAAAUCAAAGCAUUGGAAGUAAUAUAGCAUGGACAGGUGUGAGGUGUCUUUUAUAAUGUUCAUCUGAACAAACUCUUUUACUUCUGCAGUAUAUACAAAAAUGAUUUGCAAACUUUUUAAAGCUUUCUAAAUAAAUACUUUAAUAUUCUUUUGAAAUGAAAAAAAAAAAGGAAAUGUAUCUGGGUUAUUUUAUUUUGUUCAUCCUUAUCUUUGUAUUUAAUGAGUUUUUGUUCUGUGAGGCUCUGAAGCAAUUUUUCUUUGCUGCAGACAGAAUUCCCACAUCUCAGCAGUGUUGGUGCUGACAAAAACAUCUACAAGAAUCUUCUCUUUUCUGAAUUCUGUGUUCAAAUUCACAACAAUUUUUAUUCAGCCUGUGUAAAUAUGUUUCUGUUGCAAUUCUCAUAGUUCAUGAAUGAAUUCAUUGCAAUUAUGUCAGUGUUGGAUGGUAGACAAUAUGUGAUGGUAUCAUUGUGAGUUUUUUUCUUUUCCUUUUUUGAAGUGCCUAUAUGGUAAGUGUGUGCACCAUGGCUGUAUAUGGCAAAAUCAACUCUGCAGUUAGUGAGAUAGGCCAUAGCAAUCUGUGGCCCACUGUCUCAGAUUAGUUCAUUUUUGUGAUAACAACAUGUGGUGUUUUGCUACUGAAUUGAUGCAUUCUCUCAGUUUAAAACCAGGAGAGAAAGGAGUCAUUACAGCCAUGUUCCUCUGGUUGUCCAUUUUCUUCACCAUCUUCUUUGCUUGCUUCAGACUACCUCAGUUCAAUUUUGCAGUGCUGCCAUAACAAGUAUGCUGAGUUUGGGUUGGGCUCAGCUGCAUUUUAUGUGGCUUAGUGUUCGCCCAUGAAAACCAAUUUAUUGAGGCAGGCCUGUUGCAGAGAAGCAUUUUGUACCUGUGAUCUUCUCAGUCUAUACAGUCUGGUGAGGAAAUCUUGUGUUUCAGAACAUUGUUGGAUGCAGUAGAUGCUCUUGCAUAUCUUGUAGUCUCUGUCAGUAUCUUCCUACACAACCUCAGGAAAAAUAAAAGUAUUCUGUGGGUGUAGUGAAGCUGAAAAUACCCGAGGGAAUUGUUUGGGCAGCAUAUCACUUUAAGCUUCAGUGACUAGGACAUACCAUUUUGAUAACAUGAGAAGUAUCCCACAAAAGAGACAGAGAGGUGUUAGAACUUUUUAACAUUCUUGAAAUAGCUAUUUUUCUUUUGGAUACCCCCUCAGGGAGUGUUCCAGUCUCCUCUGUUUGUAUAAGAAGCCCAUUACAAUUCAAUUCUGGCUUUUGUGUUGCACAACAUGCUUGUUUGAAGUUUAGAAGAGAUACCUUUCUUUUAAUAAAUUCUUCAGUUGCUUCAUUGUCAACAGUGCCAUUAUUUUACAUCCUUUUAACACCUUCAUUUUAGUAGACUGAUAUAUAAUGUUGGCAAAUUGAAUUCAUGUCACUGUAGGCAGUGAAUCUUGUGAAAGGCCGGGUUUAAGCAGUGGAACCUUUGCAUUUGAUUGUCCUGAACAGCUUUGUAAAGUGCUGCUGGUUGCUUAUCUUUGGCAAGAGUUAAUCUGCUUGAGUCAGCCAGUUUGCAAACUUUAGACAUCAAAAACUUCCCUAAAUCCCAGUCCUCUCACUGGAUGACCUAAUGUAUGAGUGAUGAAUGGAUCACACUGCCUCUCAAUCUGCUACCUGAUAGGUGUUACCUCCAAGGAGAGAGACACCCUUAGGAGCCUUAGGUGAGAGCAUAAGAACAGCCACACUGAGUUGGAUCAUUGGCUACUUGCUUUAGCAGUAGCUGUUUGUGAUGUCUGGUGAAAAAGAGUAAAUCCAGGGUAAGUGUAUGUGAUAUGAUCCAGAGAAUUCCCCAGCUGUUUUCAUCUCAGGGACAUUUCAGAGCAAGGUGUGAUUCCUGUCUAUUCAGCAAUCCUUAAUAGGUCUUUCUUCUAAGCUUUUAUCUUCUUUCUCAUUGGGCCUCUGUAAGAUUUCUCAUCCACCUUACAGGGUGGCCAACUGUCUGUUGUGUGAAGAACUACUUUUGUUUAUAGUCAAUCUGAUUUCUACCCGUUUAGUUUGAUUCCUUCUAGCUUUUCUACUGGAAAAGAUAACCAUUGGUUCUUCUCAUGUCACUCAGUCAUCUCUUUAUCAGGCUGGAAACUUUUGUCUUAAUCAGAUGCUAUUUAAAUGGAAGCUCUGCAGGAUGCUUGAGGAAGCUUCUUGCCCUUCUCCAAAGUUUUGACACCUCUGGUAUAUGUUUUGUGAGCUGAGGGUAAGGGAAUUGCAUACAGUAGGCAAGGUGUAAAUUUUUGUAUGGGCAUAGGAUUGGUUUCUGUUCUGUUGUCUCUUGCAAAAAAAAAAAAAAGCUAAGCUUUUAUUACCUUUUUUUACAUGUUUUAAACAUUUUUAUUGCUGAGGACUGGGAUGAUUUUUUCAUUAAACUCAUAUGUUCAUUUUUAUAAUUGCUAUUUUAGAAGUGAGCCACUUAUUCCAUGUAAUCCUUUUACAGUUUAUCACAUUAUCCAUGCCUUUGCUACCUUGCAUAGUUUUGCCUCAAUGGACUUUCUACCUUCACUGCUCUUGCCCUUUUCCAGAACUGCUCUGCAUAUGUUAAACAUGAGUUGUUCCACAGGAAUCAUCACUCCCUGUGAAAACUGGCCCAUCUUUCCUUGUUCACUGCUUUAUGUAUUCAGUCACUUACCCAGGCAAAGAUCUCUCCUCUUUUCUUUCUUGCCUAGUUUGCCUUCCAGGCAUUUAAAGGCCUCUGUCAGAAGCAUUUUUUGAAUCCACAUUGUGAAAAAGCAAUGGGUUACAGCCCAGCAUAACAUACUCUUCACCAUUACAUUGCAUCCAUUACUUCUAUAUAUAUAGAACACAAGUUUGUGUAUGUGUGCAAAAAUCAAAUUACCAUCUCCUCAGAACAUGUGGAACAUUCUUAGCUACUGAUGAAAUAACCUGCUCUUCCAGGGCCACAGAGUUCCAGUUAUGCAAAUAGGCAAUAAAUGUUCACAAAGCCCAUUUUAUAUAACAAUUAGGAAUAUUAAGACAGCUUAUAAAAUGUUCAUCUGCAUUUUCAGGAGCUCUUGUACCUGGCACUUAAUCAUCUACCAUGUCAGGGUUAGAUUUCAGCCAAGAAGAAAUAGGUAUCAAGCCUAGAGAAUUUAUGAGAAUAAUUAAAUUAAUGUUGUUGUGGUCUGUUAUCUCAGAAGGGGUUUGUUUGUUAGAGUUGGAGGAAAAGCCAAAGGAUAAAUGAGCAUGGUCAAGUGCAGACAACUAAAAAUAAAGUGAGGAGAUUAUUUUAUAGAGGCAUUUUUUUUUAAAGGAAAUAGCUGAUGGAGGGUAGAGCUUAGCUGAUGAUGAAAACUACUGUGACAAAUGACUGCAACAUUAACACAAGCUUGGUUAGUCAAGUCAUUCUUCUUUUAUUUUGCGAAUUGUUAGUGUUUGUUUACUUUUCAAGGUUUUAUCAGUAGAAGUGUAUGAAAGAAACAGAAAAAUAGUCAGUAAGCUGGUUUAUUACUUUGUCUUUGUAUAAAAGAGUCUAACAAAUAUGUUGGUGGGAAUUAAAGGUGGUACUUUAGCAAAAUUUUACUAUCUUUUUAAUGGAAAAUAAGAUUUAGAAUCGUAAUGGAAAAUAGAAUUAUUUUAAAGAAUAUGAAGGUUGUCUAGUUCAAACCCUCUUAAAAUGGGGCAGAUAGGGAAGAUAUCUAGUACAAACUCAUAAAAUGAACCAUUUAAAAUUUCAGCAUUAGAUUUCUUGCAUAACAAGUAUGUUUUUGCAGUUAGGAUGCAGAAUAGAAGUAAUUGCCAUAGUUUACUAUUGCUUGUAACAUUUGGAUGUCAGUCUAAUGACAUUCACAUCCCAUUAUAUAAAUGGCUUCUUAAAAAGGUAAUUAUAAUAACAACUAAGAUUGUUACUACAGUUCUGUUAGAUUACGCCUUGCUGUACAGCUGUUAUAUUAGAGCCUGCAUACACUAAGGUGGUACACUUGUUCUGUGGUAUUGUAUGAAGUAUGUUUUUAAGAUGAAGUCACUUAAAGGUGUCCAAGUUUGGAUCAUGGUUUUUCCUUGGAGAGGGAAAAAAAAAUCAAAAGAAGCUUUGCCUUUCUGAAUUAAAUGUAUUGUGGUAGUUAAAAUGCUAGUUCAAGAGCUAAGUGACUUUUAUUGCAAUUUUAUUCUGGGCUUGCUUUUGAUACCACUUGCUAAAAUCAUCGAAGGACGUGAACAAUAGGCUUAUGCAUUCACUGGGAAGCAUUAAACCAAUUUAAGCCAAAAUUUGCAAAUGUGACUCAUGCUUUUCUGUGCUUGACUGGAAAUGCUGGGAAAAAAAAAAAUCUAGUUUUAGUUAUGCUGCUUUCUUUAUUCUCCAAAAGGCAGGCCUGCUUAUGGGUGCCUAUUGUUAGGACAGACUGUACAUUAUUGGAGUUUUAUGCAGUGCUUUGCAUGGCGGUGUUCUUGCAAUUCAGUUUUCUUGCAUCUGCCAUAAAAGAAACAAUAAUCUUGAUAUUCAGGACCACCUGUGGUGACUUAUACAUUUUGAAAUGUUGGAAUUAAUAACUUUACCGUAUCUGUAAUAGUUCACAGUUUUGUGUGGCUUUUUAUUCUGAUACCAAGUUGCACAUGGAAAUUGUAGAAUUAUUUUGUUUUUAUGGCACUACUUAGAUUUUGAAUAUGAGUCUUUUUAGUGAUGAUGCAGCAACUCAUAAUGAAUGGCAUGCUGCAGAGUUCCUUUUUCCAUGUGGCUUAAAUUACAUUUGUGUACCUAAGCAGAGCUUUGGGGAAGACCUAUUGCGCUGUUAAACUCUGACUAUCAAAACAUGAAUUAUGUUUGAUGCAGGUUCAAUCAAGGAUAUAACACGCUAGCAACACAUUUUUGGGGAUUUUUUUUUUUUGUUGAAUUUGAAUUUUUCCUCAGUUGGUUUUGGUUUGUUGUUAUUGUUUUGGGGUUUUUGUUUUGGUUUUUUUUUUUAAUCUUGAAGUUUUUCUUUUGACUAGGAAUAGAGACCGUGUGCCUUGUUACAACCAAGAAAAUCACUUUGUUCUUGAUGGAAUGUCCAAUAUACAAACAAGAAAAACAAUCUCACAUCCUUAGGCUCUCUAAACAGUAAGGUAGUUCUAUAUUGCAAUUUCCAUUACUUAUUUUGAAAGCUUCCAAGAAAGGGAUAUCUUUUUGUAUCCAUAGUGUGACGUAGCAAGUGCCUUGUACAUAUCCUUGAUUUUGUAAGCUCUUUGGAGCCGUGUAAUUAUGUAUCACUGUCUGACACUGAUGUACUGAAAGAAACUCCAAAGGUUCAGUGGAAUUUGCUUUACUAAUGGUAAUAUGUGACACUUGAAUACUGUGUAUAAAAUUGAAUGGUUUGCUGCUCAGUUUUAUUUCUUUACCUAUAUAUUCUCUUAAACUGUGAAUGAUAGCUGACCUUUCCAUUUCAUGGGAUUCAUUUUAGUUGCUUGGCAAAUGCUUAAAAACCAAUAUUUAGGUAAAUUUCAUAGAGCAGAUGAAUUACUGUAGGCUCAUAUCAAUGACUGAUGUUAUGUGACAUUUUCUGUGUGAAUUUAUAUGGAACUUUUUUCAGAAGAAUUGUGUAAUGAGCCUCUUAAUCAUAUUUCAUGCAAUUGGUAUUGAUGGAUAUGUUUUUCAGUGUUCAAGAGACUCCAGAGGACAUGGCUGAUUGGCUGAUGAUUGAUUUAGGAUAGAGAGGCUUGAAUUGGGAGGGAAACAAAGCUAGCAAUAGGAAGAACAAGGCACAUUUUUACAUGCUGUAAAGAAACAUUCAUAUAUUAAAUUGGUUAUUUGGAUAAGUAUACAUUGCACAUCUAGAGCAUAGUCGAUAUUUGAUGUGGCCAUGGUUAUCUGUCAAAACAGUAUUUUGACUCCUGUUCAUAGAUUCUGAAUGUAUUUUUUUUUUUGUUAUGAUAGGUGAAAACAGCAAAGGAAAAAUGACAUGGCUUAUGUAAUGAAGAAUAAGAACAUGAAGCUAAGGACAUCCAAAGGUUAUUUCAGGAGUAAUAGAACAAAGUAGAUUAAAUAGGCAAUGUUCAGUCUUUGCAUGGUUGAGAGUGAAGCUGAUGAGGUGAAUUUACAUGGUGUCACAAGCCUUGGUUUAAAACAAGCCCUGGACUUUGCAUAUACUGGACAGAUCCUCUUGGAACCAGGGGUGAUACAGGAUGUCCUAGCAGCUGGGAGUCAUUUGCAGUUGCUGGAGCUUCUCAGUUUAUGUUCUCACUAUCUCAUUGAGGAAUUAAAUAGUUUUAAUUACUUGGACCUGUACAAGCUUGCGGAUCUUUUCAACCUCACUUUGUUGGAGAAUGCAGUCAUUGGCUUCUUAGUAAAACAUCUCUCUGAGCUAUUGAAGAGUCAUCCUGAAGAAGUUCUGGCACUCCCGUACUGUCUUCUUCGAGAGGUUUUUAAAAGCGAUAGACUCACUUCACUCAGUGAAGAACAAAUCUGGCAGCUGGCUGUGAGGUGGUUGGAGCACAACUGCCGCUACCAAUAUCUGGAUGAACUUCUCCAGUACGUCCGCUUUGGCCUUAUGGAUGUGGAUACACUGCAUACCGUAGCUCUCACUCAUCCUCUCGUACAAGCCAGUGAAACCGCGACAGCGCUCAUUAACGAGGCCUUGGCUUACCACCAGAGCGUCUAUGCACAGCCGGUGUGGCAAACUGCAAGGACAAAGCCUCGCUUCCAGUCAGACACUCUUUAUAUUAUUGGUGGGAAAAAAAGAGAGGUCUGUAAAGUGAAGGAAUUGCGAUACUUCAACCCGGUAGACCAGGAGAACGUUCAUAUCGCGGGGAUCGCUAACUGGAGCGAGCUGGCGCCUAUGCCUGUGGGGAGGAGCCACCACUGCGUUGCUGUCAUGGGAGACUUUCUUUUUGUAGCUGGUGGAGAGGUAGAGCACUCCACGGGGCGCACGUGCGCCGUGAGGACUGUCUGUCGAUACGACCCCCGCACUAACUCCUGGGCGGAGAUAGCGCCGAUGAAGAACUGCCGGGAACACUUUGUGCUGGGAGCCGUGGACGAGUACCUCUAUGCUGUAGGGGGCAGAAACGAAUUGCGUCAAGUGUUGCCCACAGUCGAACGCUACUGCCCCAAGAAGAACAAGUGGACCUUUGUACAGUCCUUUGAUCGGUCGCUCUCAUGCCAUGCGGGAUAUGUGGUGGAUGGUCUUCUUUGGAUAUCAGGAGGAGUAACAAAUACUGCACAAUAUCAAAAUAGACUCAUGGUCUAUGAUCCUAAGCAGAACAAGUGGUUAAGCCGUAGCCCGAUGCUGCAGAGGAGAGUGUAUCACUCCAUGGCCGCUGUCCAGAGGAAGCUGUACGUGUUAGGUGGGAACGACCUCGACUACAACAACGAUCGGAUCCUGGUCCGUCACAUCGACUCCUACAGCAUAGACGCCGACCAGUGGACCCGCUGCAGCUUCAACAUGCUGACAGGUCAAAAUGAGUCUGGAGUUGCUGUCCACAACGGUAGAAUAUAUUUAGUUGGUGGCUAUUCGAUUUGGACAAAUGAGCCUUUGGCAUGUAUCCAGGUGCUGGAUGUUAGCAAGGAGGGAAAGGAAGAGGUAUUCUAUGGGCCUACGCUCCCCUUCGCUUCCAAUGGAAUAGCAGCCUGCUUUCUUCCAGCUCCUUAUUUCACAUGCCCCAACCUUCAGACUCUGCAAGUGCCUCACCACAGGAUCGGCACAAUGUGACACAUUCCUUGCGCUUCAUGGAAUCAGAAAUGGAGGAGGAAAACAUCAAACCCCACAGGGUUUGAUAGAAGGGUUUCCCUGGGUCAGUGAGAAGAAUCAAUCCACUUGGGCUGCUGCUUUACCAUCACACAUUUGUCUUAAAGUCAGAUCACAGCAGGCAGGAAGGAAGUUCCAAAGCCUGCGAGCGGUUUCUCUCCUCGGCCUCAGACGUAGCAGCAGAUACGUGAGCGCGUUGUGCGUUUCUGCUGGUGACCACUUGCUACGUGUCUUCUUCAUUUCCUUAUGCAACUUCGUCAGGCAUUGUGGAUGCUCUCAGCUCUUCCUGGGCCGCUGCUCUUUGGAGUCUGCACAUUCAGUUGCUCACCAGUGGCGCUUUCAAAGACAAUAAAAAAGCUCUGUUUAUGUUCACAAAGAUGAUAUAAUACUGUGCUAAUUAUGCAACUUACUCAAUACCUUUGGCAAAAAGAAUAACAAAUGUGUUGACUUUCAAUUCUGAACUCCAUCGUUUACAGUUUCUCAUUUAAUAAUACUUCAUUUGAAAUUUAAAUACUUCAAAACAGAUUAAAACAAAAAUAAAAAAACAAGCCCUAUAGGAUAUGAGGAACAGAUAAAAAUUGUCUCAGCUGAAAGGCAAAGAAAAUGAAGCCUCACGGUUAAACUCAAGUCUGAACUGAAUGUGUUUGUUCGAGAAUCUAAGGAUUGUUUGGGAUGUCAUUUACCAAGGUCUACUACCAAAUAAAUGUUACCUUCUGUCAUAUGAUCAAUUCUUCCUGACAGCUGCAGUCUUUUAAUGGGGGAGAUCAGCCUCUUUACUGUAUAAUUAAAAUGUGCCAUUCACUUAAUAUUUUUAAUAUCCAGUUUGCAAAGGGUCACCACAUUUACAAUUAUCAAUGAACAGUCUCAUUUUGUCCAACAUAUGGUCCCACAAAUCACUGGUCUCCAGAGGCUAAGCAGGUGUAGAACAAUGUCAAUAUUUAUUUAUUUAUUCUUUCAGUUUAUAUAGCGUGUCUCCAUUCCACUCUCCAGGCAUAUGCCAGCUCACAGCAAAUACUGUAACCUGGUGUAUUUUGGCUUUGCUUGGCUACUGCAGUCCCUGUCUCUUAUCUCUGUGUUUUAUUUACAUAUUGGACAAAAAUGUCAAUGUUUGUAAAUAUUAACCAAGCAUGUAAUUAAAUCUUUCUCUAUUUCUGAUUUAUGGAUACUCUGCACUUCUCUGCCUUACCUACUGAUCAGCUCCCUGCCACUGUGCUGCCUGAGCAGACCUAUCAAAUUCUUGCUGGUGCUCCUGCUAAUGCCACAUGGGGAAUGUGCUGCAGCAGUAGCCCGUGCCUGCUGGACAGGAACAGGUUUGACUUCAUCCAGUGAGCAGCGCUUUCUAAUCAAAACUAUCUUUUAACUUUUAAGGGUCUGAUUACAGGGAGGUAACUUUAUUAUCAUUUCUGUCUCCUGCUGGGCAGUGUACUGGUGGAACAUUCCCUUUCCUUUUCCAUACUUAAUCAGGUUAGAAUGUUUUAUGGUUGGGUUUUUGUUUGGUUGGGUUUUGUUUGUUUGUUUGUUUUGUUUUGUUGUUUUUUUUUUUUUCCUGAGCUUUCUCACUUUCCUUGCCUCGAGCAGAGCUGCAGCUGCACAGUCUUUGCCUGGCACACUGGCUCUAGUUGCUAACACCAUCUCCCUCUGUGCACCAAGCACACCUAUAUCUAGGCAGGACUUUUCUCUAUGUUGCAUGGGAGCUGGAUAGGCUGUACAUCAAGACAUGUUUUAAUUUCUUGAUUUAAUUUGUUUGAUCUCCUGGAAAUCUGCAUGCAAGGAACA
Molecule: messenger RNA, 15529 nt
Organism: Motacilla alba alba
Lineage: Eukaryota; Metazoa; Chordata; Aves; Passeriformes; Motacillidae
Gene: KLHL32
Product: kelch like family member 32
Exons: 9
Coding region: 12062-13717 (551 amino acids)
Molecular function (GO): protein binding
Source: RefSeq, a predicted model, not a curated record